AUGGCUGUAACGACAAUGGUCUCCUUCUCUAGCAGACUUGCGCAGACCAACACCCUCUCCCGACUGCCGAAGUUGAAGAAAACCACCUGGAUGCAUUCCCGAUCGCGGCGCUGGCAGCUGCCGAAAUGCUUUCUCAUCUGGCGACGCGAUCGACAGGAAGUGACAGUGACUAAGGCGAUCUGUGACGCCGAUGACUGGACGGAUCACCGCCUAGUCAUCACCAGGAUGAGGUCCUGUCUGAAACCCAACAGGAGGCUACAAGGUAAGCGACCACUAGGUAACUUGAACACUGUUUUGCUGAAUUUGACUGCUCACCGUUUAGAUUUCAGCAAUCAGUUAGCUCAGCACCUGGAAGUCCUGCCAGCUCCGGACUUCAACGCCACCGUAGAGACUCGAUGGCGCCAACUGCAUGACGUCGUCCAGUCGACCGCCCUGGGUGGCUUCGGCUGCGCACGUCGUUAA
Spirometra erinaceieuropaei is the source of this 462-nucleotide messenger RNA. The record is from the annotation of a GenBank genome assembly. NCBI's taxonomy places the organism in Eukaryota, Metazoa, Platyhelminthes, Cestoda, Diphyllobothriidea, Diphyllobothriidae.